This is a messenger RNA of Triticum dicoccoides, 1296 nucleotides long. RefSeq lists its product as uncharacterized. Bases 1 to 1296 code for a protein of 431 amino acids. The transcript has 2 exons. Gene Ontology annotation, biological process: root development; shoot system development. The record is from RefSeq and is a predicted model, not a curated record. Lineage: Eukaryota; Viridiplantae; Streptophyta; Magnoliopsida; Poales; Poaceae.
AUGGCGUAUCUCCUGCUAUAUGUUGAUGACAUCAUGUUGACUGCAUCGUCCACAACACAGUUGCGGCGCUUCAUCGACUCCCUUAGCCAUGAGUUCUCCCUGAAGGACCUUGGCGAGCUACACCACUUCCUUGGUGUCUCAGUUCAGCCUGCUGGUGCUGGUCUUUUCCUCUCUCAACGUCAAUACACCGAGGAGAUUCUUGCUCGUGCAGGGAUGAGCAAUUGCAAGCCUUGCAGUACACCUGUCGACACCAACCACAAGCUUUCCACCACAGGGGCUCCCGUCGACAACGCCACUGACUACCGCAGCAUUGCCGGUGCUCUUCAAUACUUGAUGUUCACUCGUCCAGACAUCGAGUAUGCGGUUCAGCAGGCAUGCCUACACAUGCAUGACCCUCGUGAACCCCAUGCCAACCUCUUGAAGCGGAUUCUUUGCUACCUCAAGGGCACUCUCGACCAUGGUUUGCAGCUCCAUCGCACCUCCCCGGCAUCCCUCACUGCAUAUACAGAUGCUGAUUGGGCUGGCUGCCCGACACUCGCAAUCACCCACAUCCGCUCCGUGCGCGCCUGGGCGCAGCAGGGCACGGCCGCGUUGGCCGCCUCCGUGGCCACGGGGCUGGCGCACGUAGACGCGCUCCAUGCCGCGCUCGGCGACCUGCUCGACCUGCCCGAGGCCCAGGCCGCGCUCUCCGGCGCCGGCGGCAGCGUCGACCGCCUCCUGGACUCCUUCCUCCGCCUCGCCGACGCGCACGGCUGCUUCCAGGAGGCCGUGGUGCCGCUCAAGCAGGACGUCGCCGAGGCUCUGGCGGCCGUGCGCCGUCGCGACGGGGCACGCCUGGCUUCGGCAGUGCGGUCGCAGCGCAGGGCCGGGAAGGAGCUCGCGCGCCUGGCCGCCACGGCCAGCGAGUGCGCCGUCGGGCCCUCGCGCCUGAGCAUCCUCGGCGGCGGUCAUGGCAGCUCGGCGGAGGUGGAGGUGACGGGGCUGCUGAUGGAGUCGGCCGCGGCCACGGCGUCGGCUUCGGCCGCGCUGUUCGGGGCCGUGGCGGCCAUGUUGGGGUCCGUGGCGGCGGAGUCGUGCUCGUGCAAAGGGACGGCGGCGCUGGCGUGCCUGGUGACGAAGAACAACAAGAAGGCGCCGGCGCCGGGGUCGGGGUCGGAGGAGAUAGCCGUGGCGGAAAGGCUGGAGGAGCUGGAGGAGUUCAUCGAGGAGAUGGAGGCCGGGAGCGAGAAGGUGUUCCGGAGCCUCGUGCAGACCAGGGUCGCGCUCCUCAACAUCCACACGCUCCACAUCUUCUAG